GCUAGGGGCGUCCCCGCCCGCUGGAUGCGCCCCGGGGCCGUGCGGGAGCGCUGCGGCCGCGCGGGGAGGAUUUACCGCGGCCAUGGACGACAAGUACCUGCCCGAGCUGAUGGCGGAGAAGGACUCGCUCGACCCGUCCUUCACCCACGCGCUGCGGCUGGUCAGCCAAGAAAUUGAGAAAUUCCAAAAAGGGGAAGGAAAGGAAGAAGAAAAAUAUAUUGAUGUAGUGAUUAAUAAAAAUAUGAAGCUGGGACAGAAAGUGUUAAUUCCCGUAAAACAGUUCCCCAAGUUCAACUUUGUGGGAAAGCUUUUGGGUCCACGUGGCAAUUCACUGAAACGUUUACAGGAAGAAACCUUGACAAAAAUGUCUAUAUUGGGAAAAGGUUCCAUGAGGGACAAAGCAAAGAAAUGGGAAGGCUGUAUUUUCACAUACCGGUGUCCUAACUUAUAUUGUGUGGGAAUAUGA
Molecule: messenger RNA, 466 nt
Organism: Alligator sinensis (Chinese alligator)
Lineage: Eukaryota; Metazoa; Chordata; Crocodylia; Alligatoridae
Product: KH domain-containing, RNA-binding, signal transduction-associated protein 3-like
Exons: 4
Coding region: 83-466 (127 amino acids)
Biological process (GO): regulation of alternative mRNA splicing, via spliceosome
Cellular component (GO): nucleus
Molecular function (GO): mRNA binding
Source: RefSeq, a predicted model, not a curated record